Molecule: messenger RNA, 1415 nt
Organism: Lacerta agilis (Sand lizard)
Lineage: Eukaryota; Metazoa; Chordata; Lepidosauria; Squamata; Lacertidae
Product: perilipin-3-like
Exons: 8
Coding region: 102-1415 (437 amino acids)
Biological process (GO): lipid storage; positive regulation of triglyceride storage
Cellular component (GO): lipid droplet; cytosol
Source: RefSeq, a predicted model, not a curated record
CGAGGAAGGGGAGUGACUCCGGAGUAUAUUAGGAGGUGGGUGCGAGCGUGUCCCUUACAGUCGCUGGAGCUGAGACUCUGUAGGACCCACUAGCUGCAAGAAUGUCGUCUGCAGAAAGUGAAGCUGCUGCCUCUACAGUAACCGAGGAACAAGACCCAAAAAAUGUAGCGGACAGGGUAGCCAACCUACCCCUGGUCAGUUCCGCCUACAACAUGGUCUCUGCGGCAUACACAUCCACGAAGGAGAGCCACCCCUAUGUGAAAUCCGUCUGCGACGUGGCGGAGAAAGGCGUCAAGACCAUCGCUUCGGCAGCUGCCAGCGGUGCUCAGCCCAUCCUGAGCAAACUCGAGCCCCAGAUUUCAACAGCCAAUGAGUUUGCCUGCAAAGGUCUGGACAAGCUGGAGGAAAACCUGCCGAUUCUUCAACAGCCCACUGAUAAGAUCAUUUCGGGCACCAAAGAUCUGGUGACCUCCACCGUGACGGGAGCCAAGGACGCCAUCAGCAGCACGGUCUCGGGUGCGAAGGACGCCGUUGCCAGCACCGUAACCGGGAUGGUGGAUCGAACCAAGGAGGCGGUCCAGGGGGGCGUCGAGAUGACCAGGUCCGCGGUGACCAGCGGAGUCAACACAGUGAUGGGCUCUUCCGUGGGGCAGAUGGUGACCAGCGGUGUGGAUGCUGUGCUGGGGAAGUCGGAACAGCUGGUGGACCACUACCUUCCCAUGACGGAUGAGGAGCUGGCUAAGCUCGCCACCUCCGUCGAGGGUUUUGAAAUCGCCACCGUGGAGCAGCAGAAGGAACAGAAGAGCUACUUUGUUCGCCUUGGGUCUCUCUCAACAAAGGUCCGCCGCCGAGCCUACCAGCACUCUUUGGGCAAGCUGAGGGAUGCCAAGCAGAGCACCCAGGAUGCCCUCGCCCAGCUGCACCAAACCAUCGAGCUGAUGGAACAUGUCAAACAAGGGAUGGAUCAGAAGUUCCAAAGCGGGCAGGAGAAGGUGCAUCAGAUGUGGAAGCAAUGGAGUCAGAAUCAGUCCCCCGAACUGAGUCAGAAGAACGUCCCAGAGCCUGAGCAGAUAGAGACUCAAGCCUUGGAGGUCUCCCGCGGCCUGGCCCAGCAGCUUCAGUCGGCCACCAUGACGUUGGUCUCCAACCUCCAAGGCCUCCCAGCCAACCUCCAAGAAAAAGUGGGCCUGCUCCGCCAGAAUGCCGAGGACAUCCGCCUGGCCUUUGGGUCUGCCAAGUCCUUCCGCGACCUCUCCGGCACCAUCUUGGCCCAGAGCAGGGAAAAGGCCUCCAAGCUCCGCGAGCUGACCGACGAGUUAAUGGACGACGUGUUGCAGAAUGCCCCCCUGUCUUGGCUGGUGGGACCCUUUGCUGCGUCCGGGAAGGCAGAGGCAGAGGAAAUAGAGAUGGAGUAG